UCCCUUCCGGAGAUCCGUCCAGGCGUUUGCCUGCAGCAAGAUGGCGGCGGUCUCAAUGUCAGAGGCGCUGAGGCAAAUGUUGUGGGGGAAAAGGGCAGUGGCUGUAGCUGCCAUUUCCGUUUCCAGGGUUCCUAGCAGGUCAUUAAGCACUUCCACAUGGAGGCUGGCACAAGACCAAGCUCGAGACAGGCAACUCAUAACAGUUGAUGAAAAAUUGGAUAUUACCACUUUAACUGGUGUUCCAGAAGAACACAUCAAAACUAGAAAAGUCAGGAUCUUUGUUCCUGCUCGCAAUAACAUGCAGUCUGGAGUAAAUAACACAAAGAAAUGGAAGAUGGAGUUUGAUACCAGGGAGCGAUGGGAAAAUCCUUUGAUGGGUUGGGCAUCAACGGCUGAUCCCUUGUCCAACAUGGUUCUAACCUUCAGUACUAAAGAAGACGCAGCUGCCUUUGCAGAAAAAAAUGGGUGGAGGUAUGACAUUGACGAGAGGAAGGUUCCAAAACCCAAGUCCAAGUCUUAUGGUGCAAAUUUUUCUUGGAACAAAAGAACAAGAGUAUCCACAAAAUAGGUAGAACUUCUCUCUUCAGCCAUACUGUAAAUGAGAAGAGUAAGAACUAUAGCUUCUUUCUCAGUGUCUUGCGCAAAGGCUCAUUCAUGGGAAAACUCAAUAAACAAUGCUUAGUUUGAUGAUUAUACAAA
Molecule: messenger RNA, 699 nt
Organism: Mustela erminea (ermine)
Lineage: Eukaryota; Metazoa; Chordata; Mammalia; Carnivora; Mustelidae
Gene: NDUFS4
Product: NADH:ubiquinone oxidoreductase subunit S4
Exons: 6
Coding region: 41-568 (175 amino acids)
Biological process (GO): electron transport chain
Source: RefSeq, a predicted model, not a curated record